GAUUAGCAAAGCAAAGUGUAGUUUCCACAGCCCGUCAGCGAGCUGCGAAGGACUGCGUUCUAAUUACAUUUUGCGAACACGCAAGGAUAAAAUAGCGCAAGUAUUCGGAACGGAGGUACAUUUCGAGGAGUUGUUCGGAGCCGAGUGGCGGGAGAGAGAAGGAUACACAUUAAUUUAGUGGGAAUGCAGGGAAUUAAAUAGAUACUUAGGCAUUUUGUGUGGCUACAAGUGUGUGUGGCUUUGCAACCCAUCCUGAGAGCAAGCGGAAAACUCACAACUGAGUCCCACUUACAACUGACUUCAGCGUUCACGUCUGGAGUGGUAAUGUCUUGAACCGGAGGUCUCUCCAGCCCAGUAAAGGACGUGCCAGUGCCGAGUUGCUGCUAAUGGGAACUUCUGCUCCGCCAUGAGUACUCGUGAUGGCGUCGGGGGCAUGGGCACCCUGGGCCGGCGGCCACGCUUCGAGAACUCAGAGUUCACCGUGCGCAUCUACCCUGGCUCUCUGGCUGAGGGAACCAUCUACUGCCCGAUCAGUGCCCGCAAGACCACCACAGCAGCUGAGGCCAUCGAACGCGUCAUCGAACGCCUGCAGCUGGACCGCACCAGGUGUUAUGUUCUGGCUGAAGUGAAGGAAUUUGGUGGGGAAGAAUGGAUUCUCAACCCCAGCGACUGCCCCGUGCAGAGGAUGAUGCUCUGGCCCCGAGUGGCACUAGAGCAUCGGCCACUGUCUGGCGGUGAAGACUACCGCUUCCUUCUCAGGCAGAAGAACCUGGAUGGCUCUAUUCACUAUGGGGGCAGCCUCCAGAUGUGGCUGCAGGUCACAGAGGAGCGCAGGCGUAUGGUGGAACGUGGACUGCUCCCACAGCCUGAGGCUCAGGGUGACCACGCAGAUCUUUGCUGCCUGCCGGAGCUCAACGAACGCUCACUGCUGGACAACCUGCGCUCGCGCUUUCGCCAGGAAAAGAUCUACACGUAUGUUGGAAGCAUUCUCAUCGUCAUUAACCCCUUCAAGUUCCUGCCCAUUUACAACCCCAAGUAUGUUAAGAUGUAUGACAACCACACGCUGGGAGAUUUGGAGCCACAUAUUUACGCGGUGGCAGACGUGGCGUACCAUGCCAUGCUGCAGAAGGAGAGAAAUCAGUGCAUUGUUAUAUCUGGGGAGAGUGGCUCUGGGAAGACACAAAGCACAAACUUUCUCAUCCAUCAUCUGACCGCUCUCAGCCAGAAAGGUUUUGCCAGUGGAGUGGAGCAGAUCAUCCUUGGGGCCGGGCCAGUACUAGAGGCAUUUGGGAACGCAAAGACAGCCCACAAUAACAACUCAAGUCGCUUUGGCAAGUUCAUUCAGGUGAACUACCGGGAGAGCGGCACUGUGAGAGGAGCAUACGUGGAGAAAUACCUGCUGGAGAAGUCGAGGCUGGUCUAUCAGGAGCACAAUGAGCGAAACUACCAUGUCUUUUACUACCUGCUGGCAGGAGCAAGUGAAGAAGAGAGGAGAUCCUUUCACCUCAUGAAACCUGAAGAAUACCAUUACCUCAGUCAGAUGCCAAAGUCAACCCACCAACAGCACUGGGACAGUUACUGUGAUAGUGAACCGGACUGCUUCAACGUGGAAGGAGAAGACCUGAAGCAUGACUUUGAGAGGCUUCAGCUGGCCAUGGAGAUGGUGGGCUUUCUCCCUUCCACGCGCAAACAGAUCUUCUGCCUGCUGUCCGCCAUCCUUCACCUGGGCAACAUCCGCUACAAGAGGAAAACCUACAGGGAUGACUCGAUCGACAUCUGUAACCCAGAGGUGCUGCCUGUCGUCUCAGAACUACUGGAGGUGAAAGAAGAGAUGCUGUUUGAAGCUCUGACGACACGGAAGACGGUCACUGUCGGAGAGAAACUGAUUGUUCCUUACAAACUUUCAGAGGCUGGUACGGUGCGAGACUCAAUGGCGAAGUCUCUGUAUAGUGCUCUGUUUGACUGGAUCGUCUUCAGGAUCAACCACGCUCUGCUCAACAUUAAGGACCUGGAGGAGACCACCAAGAUCUUGUCCAUUGGAGUGCUCGAUAUUUUUGGGUUUGAGGAUUAUGAAAACAACAGCUUUGAACAGUUCUGCAUCAACUUUGCUAAUGAACGUCUGCAGCACUACUUUAACCAGCACAUUUUCAAGCUUGAACAGGAGGAAUACAGGGCAGAGGGCAUCAGCUGGCACAACAUUGACUACAUCGACAACACAGGCUGCAUCAACCUGAUCAGCAAGAAGCCCACAGCGCUGUUCCACCUCCUGGACGAAGAGUGCAAUUUCCCUCAGGCCACCAACCAGACUCUGUUGGAUAAGUUCAAGCGGCAGCAUGAGGGGAACAGCUACAUCGAGUUCCCUGCUGUCAUGGAGCCCGCCUUCAUUAUCAGACAUUAUGCCGGCAAAGUCAAGUACGGAGUGAAGGAUUUCAGGGAGAAGAACACAGACCACAUGCGUCCAGACAUCGUGGCUUUACUGAAGAGCAGCAAGAACGCCUUCAUCUGCGGGCUGAUGGGCAUCGACCCCUCAGCCACUUUCCGCUGGGCGGUACUCCGAGCCUAUUUCCGGGCCCUGGUGGCUUUUAGAGAGGCCGGGAAGAGACACACGCAGAAAAAGACUGGGCAUGAUGACGCUGCUCCCUGUGCAGUUUUGAAAAGUGUGGAUAGUUUUAGCUUUCUGCAGCACCCUGUGCAUCAGAGAAGCUUAGAGAUCCUGCAGAGAUGCAAAGAGGAGAAGCACAGUGUGACCAGAAAGAUUCCUCGAACCCCGCUAUCAGACCUUCAAGGAAGCAACACCAUUAAUGAGAACUCCCCACGGAGUUCUCCGAGCCUUGGAUGGAACGGGCGUGUGGGUCGACUCAGACGCUUGUCAUCCAGCAGCUCCACCACAGAAGAAGACGGCAUCUUUGUCAACUCUGCCAGUAGCAAACUCCUUGAGAGAGCCCACGACAUCCUCAUGAGGAACAAAAACUACAAAUCCAAGCCAGUUCUUCCCAAGCAUUUACUGAACGUCAGGUCACUAAAGUACCUGAGCAACCUGACUCUUCACGACCGCAUUACCAAGUCGCUGCUGCACCUCCACAAGAAGAAAAAGCCACCCAGUAUCAGUGCUCAGUUCCAGGCCUCCCUCAACAAGCUCAUGGAGACUCUGGGUCAGUCUGAGCCUUAUUUUGUCAAGUGCAUCCGUUCCAAUGCUGAGAAGCUGCCCUUAAGGUUUAAUGAUAACCUGGUGCUGAGGCAGCUGCGAUACACAGGAAUGCUGGAGACUGUGCGCAUCCGCCAGUCGGGCUACAACAUCAAGUACAUCUUCAAGGAUUUUGUCCAUCACUUCUGUCUGCUGCUCCCAGAAGGCACCAGUGCCACCAGAGAGGGAAUCCAGCAGAGCCUGGACCUGCUGGACCUAGAACCAGAUGGGUACCAAGUGGGAAAGACUAUGGUGUUUCUGCGGGAGGCUGAGCGUCAGCAGCUGCAGGCCCUACUCCACACUGAAGUUCUGAGACGCAUCGUCACGCUGCAGCGGAGAUUCAGAGCCCGGCUGGAGAGGAAGCAGUUUGUCAGAAUGAGAGAAGCAGCGAUCUGCAUCCAGAAAUGGUGGCAUCUAUACCAGCCUAUAGAAGAGGUGGAGGAGGAGAAUGAAUAUGACCCUAGCGUCCAGGAGGGAGCAGCUUUGUGUCUGCAGACAAACUGGCGAGGUUACAGGGAACGUCAGAGAUUCAGGCUGUGGAGGGAGGCAGCUCUGGUGCUGCAGAGGGCAUGGAGGUUAUGGCUGUACCGGCGCUGUACAGCAGCUCUGGUUAUCCAGACGGCCUGGCGCUGUCAUCAAGCCAGAGACGCCUAUCUGCGUCUGUACGUAGCUGUGGUGCAUUUGCAGCGACUGAGCAGAGGCUUCCUCGCCAGGAAGAGCUUCAGAAAACUAAGAGAGGAGAGGCUGCGGGAGAAAAAGGAGCAGCAGGAGAAGCUGCUUCAACUACAGAAUGGCCAGGUGAGUCCCUCACCAGAGGAAGAGGAGGAGUCCCCUGAGAGGAUCAUGGGUUUGGACCUCAGCACUUGGGAGGAUCGCUCCUACGAACAGCGAGAAAGGAGCCUGCAGGUCCUCAACAGCCAUGAGGGUGCAGUGAAAGAGGAAGAAGAAGGAGAGCAUUCUUGGACCAAAGAGAGUCCCUCUAAAGUGCAAACUGAAGCACCGGACUCGAUUCAGACCUCCACUGUGGUGGUGCGGGAGAGGUCCAGAACUAUAGAUGAACCUAGCCAGAAAACCACUCGCGCCAAGAGGGAGAGCCGGCGGAUGAGAGAGUUGGAGCAGGCCAAGUUCAGCCUGGAGCUCCUCAAGGUGCGAGCGACCAGUGGAGGUUCCUCGUCCCCGUCGGAAGAGCGACGCUGGUCCUUGGAGCUGGUGCCUCCUGCGACCCCGCCUCUUCGCUCUCCUCAAGGCACGCCCGACAGCCAGAGCUCCAAAGGCAGCUUCGAGCUUCUCAGCAUGGAGGACGAGCCACCUAAGGCUGUAGAAGAGAUUACAGACAGCGAGGAUCUCUGCUCCCCUGUUCUUCCAGUAGCUCCGCUACCUGAGCUUGAUGUGGAUAUUGUGUCGACAAGCCGAAUGCCAGUUGAACCACACAGGACUGAGGUUUCUGAUGCUGUUGUGCAUCCAGGCAGCGAGGCCAAAAUUGAUCUACCUGCCUCCUCUGCUCUCACACAUCCGCCCAAACUCGAGAACUACCUCCCUACCUUUUACGUCCCUGCUAGUGAGUGCAGCGCAGUCGUGCCCCAUCGUUCUGCUGAAGAGCCCAAACAAAACACAGAGACAUCUUUUUCCACCACCACCGUUACCAAGCCUUUUAAAGAGAGGCGAGAGUCAUCGCGUCGACCAGUGGUGGUGGUAAUCAGCAUGCAGAAAGAAAGCCAGAUAAGCCCAGAGCAGAGCAACGGGGGAGAAACCAGACCCCAACCCUGUCCAUACUUCUGUCCCUCGGGUGACCAGACCGUCAUAGAGAAGCUGGUGCGACUAAACGAGGAGAAAGAGGUAAGGCAGCGUAAUCAGCGGCAGCAGAAUGAGAAAGAGAUGAUGGAGCAGAUCAGACAGCAGAAAGAGGUGCUGGAGCGGCAGCGUCUUGUCUUUGCUCAGUAUGAGAGAGACAUGUUUGAGAAACAGAGAGGAGAAGCGCUGCACAAGAUCCAGCAUAUUCGACAGGGCGGACCAGAUGUUGGUGGAGCCGCAACCGCCGGGAAGCCCAUUAGACCCAGCUCCCUGCUGAUUGAGAAGACAGCAGGGUUAGCUCCUCAUGCCAGGACACACUCAGGCUCCACCGCCCCAUCAGUGCCCUCUGACCCAGUUUUAGACCUGCAGAGCAUUGCCCCUCGCCCUCAGCUGCCCCCUCCACCUGCCAGAGAAAAACGCAGGGAGAACAGGCCUGCUGCUGAAGGUUGGGCACCUAAACUCACGCUGGAGUCUAAAGAUGGAGGAGGAACCAGAGCAAGGACUGCAGUCAAGAAGCCUCCAAUUAAUCCAGGCGCCACGGUUAAUAUGACGGACAAACCGAACAUCUUCUUCUCUCCAAAGGACAAAGUGACCUUUACAAAGUUUGACAGUGACGCUGUCCCUAAAGUAACGCCAGCAGUGAUUCCCAGAGAAGGACCCUCACCAGUCCCCAAGCUCUCCAAAGGAGCAAAAGUGAGAGAUGUUGGCAGAACGGGCCAAAAAAAGAAAGUCAGAAUGGCACGGACCCGCUCAGACUUCCUCACCCGUGCCCCCAUCGUCUCAGUUGGGGGCGAAUCAGACGAGGAAGACUAUAAAGGAGACACCCCACGUCAUCAUUCUCUUCCCUUCUCCAAGCAGAGCCCCCCAGACGGAGGGCUUAAGGAGUCCUGUUUCAGUGACUCAGACAUGCCUGCCAGCUCUGAGGAACAGAAGAUACACAAAGCCAUGUCGUCAGGAGAUUUGGUCAAGGUGGAUUCCAUGCGCAAAAACUCACAGGAUGGAAGGGUUCGUAGGAUGCGUUUCUGGGGUAAGACGAAAUAUGGGGAAAAGAAGACUUCCAGAGAAAAGCUGAUCUGUGGGGGUGACUCUUUGGAUGGAGACUAUGGAGACACUGGGCCAUUGCUGGGAGAGGGUCAGGAGAACAUGUCGCCGCCCUGCAGUCCUGAUAUGAUGUUAGAUCGAGGGUACAGAGACUUGAAGGAGAACAAGGAGCCGUCUCCCAAGGUGAAGCGACGGCGCAGCGUUAAGAUCAGCAGUGUGGCUCUGGAACCUGCUCAGUGGCAGAACGACUCACUGCAGAUCCUCACCUGCACCAACGACUACAGGAGCAUGAAUGACUUCCUGAUGAAGAAGAUCAACGACUUGGAUACGGAGGACAGUAAGAAGGACACCAUGGUGGAUGUUGUGUUUAAAAAGGCGCUGAAGGAAUUCCGUUUGAAUAUCUUCAACUCUUACUCCACGGCUCUUGCAAUGGACGAUAAUAAGAGCAUCCGCUACAAGGACCUCUACGCUCUGUUUGAGCAGAUCUUGGAAAAGACAAUGCGACAGGAGCAGAGGGACUGGAGAGAGUCUCCUGUCACAGUAUGGGUCAACACCUUCAAAGUAUUCCUGGAUGAGUUCAUGACUGAGUACAAACCUCUGGACAGCUCAAUAAGCAGGCAGGUACCUAAACCUGAGCGUAAAAAAACGAGGAAGAAGGACACGGAUAUUGUGGAGGAGCAUAACGGCCACAUCUUCAAGUCCACCCAGUACAGCAUCCCCACAUACUGUGAAUACUGCUCAUCUCUCAUCUGGAUGAUGGACCGGGCCUGUGUUUGCAAAUUGUGCCGGUACGCCUGCCACAGAAAGUGCUGCCAGAAAACGACCAACAAAUGCAGCAAGAAGUUUGAUCCAGAGCUUUCCUCCAGACAGUUCGGAGUGGAGGUUUCUCGUCUGACUAAUGACGAGAGGACUGUGCCUCUGGUUGUGGAGAAGCUUAUCAACUACAUUGAGAUGCAUGGCCUCUACACUGAAGGAAUAUACAGAAAGUCUGGCUCCACCAACAAAAUCAGGGAACUCAAGCAGGGACUCGACACAGAUGUGGACGGCAUGAAUCUGGACGACUACAACAUCCACGUCAUCGCUAGUGUUUUCAAGCAGUGGCUGAGAGACCUCCCUAAUCCUCUGAUGACGUUUGAGCUGUAUGAGGAGUUUAUACGAACCAUGGCUUUGCAGGAUAAAAAGGAAACGAUCCGAGGAGUGUAUUCAGUUAUUGACCAGCUAAGCAGAACUCAUCUAAACACUCUGGAACGCCUCAUAUUUCAUCUCGUCAGGGUUUCUUUGCAAGAGGACACAAAUCGGAUGUCAGCUAACGCCUUGGCUAUAGUUUUUGCUCCCUGCAUCCUGCGCUGUCCUGACACCAUUGAUCCCAUGCAGAGUGUCCAGGACAUUGGCAAGACGACAGCGUGUGUAGAACUUAUCGUUUGUGAACAGAUGAAUAAGUACAGAGUUCGACUAAAGGAUAUCAACAGCCUCGAGUUUGCAGAGAAUAAGGCCAAGUGCAGACUGACCCUCAUUCGCCGAUCGAUGGGAAAAGGCCAUGUACAGCGAAUAAGCUACCACACACCCUCACCUCCAGUUAGUCCCCGGCUGCCAUCUGUGGUGGACCCCGUGAUAGAGGAGAGUGGCUGUGAAGAGGGAGAGGACUCUUCAACCAAGAUCUCAGAGCAUCAGCAGGCCGCUAUGCAGCAGGAAGAGAGAGUGUUGACGGAGCAAAUUGAGAGCCUGCAGAAAGAGAAAGAGGAGUUGACUUUUGAGAUGCUUUCUCUGGAGCCACGAGCCUCAGAUGAUGAGACCCUGGAGUCGGAGGCUUCUAUUGGUACAGCCGACAGCUCGGAAAACCUCAAUGUGGACUCUGAGGGAACUUUCUCUGACUUUUCUGAGAAAGGUCCGGUGUUGACUUCCCCAUGGCCUCAGAGGUCCGACAUGACAAGCCCCCGCCGGCGUGCUCUCCGCAGGCAGCCAGAGUCCCUGGACUCUGUGGACUCCAGUGUUUCUUCUUACUCUUCCUCAUCACACUACCAACCAUCGUCCUCGUCCUCUUCCGCCACCAGCCGGCGCUUUCGUUUCCACUCCAAGUCUCCCUCUGUAGGCUCAGGUCCAGCCCAGGCACAGUCACAGUCACAGUCACAGUCACAGGCACAGACACAGGCACAUGCACAGGCUCUGAAUACAUCUCAAGCCUCUCGAUCCGACUGCUUGGACAUCAGCCAUACAGGAGAUCAGGAAGAACAUAACGAAAGGCCCCAGUUUACCAGCCGAGGCACAUUCAACCCAGAGAGGGGCAAACAGAAACUUAGAGGGACCAAGCCUUCUUCCCUGAGGCACUCCAGAGGAGGCAGUGGUCAUAGCAGGGACCCUCCAGACAUACCACAGCAGCUUGUGUUGUAUGGCAGUAAUGAAUUCAUGGUAUGAAGGUCACUGCGACACCAAAGCACUCACUUUCCAACUCCCUGGCAAGCGUUUACAUUCUUAAUGGGAGGUAACUUAAUGGCAACUGAUCUCCACUCCUCAAGCAUUCUUGCUUCGCUUUUCCUGAAGUCUGCGAUGAAGUGUCCCCAAGUGCCGUGUACAGUGUUUCCAUGUUUGAACUGCCACCCAUGCUCUCACAGUGCCUCGGCAGCUCUUUACUCUGCGCCAAGAGGAGAUGCACUGAGAAGGAGGACAGAGAAAAGGGAACGUUGGAAUAUGCAGGAGACCACUCGGUAUCAGGGAAUGGUAUGGAGCCUGGAAAACGGAAGACAAAUAAGAAAUCAGGCAACAUCAGGCGUCACAGAUGUUACAGUGAACUUAAAGCUCACAAUAAUUAGCUGCUUUAUGAGUUUACAGUUCAUAACAAUCAGUGUAAGCAGCAGUUGCUCUGUUUCUACAAAUUCAUAUCUCCUUAUUUAAUUAAUUUUAAUGUCACAGAAAUUCUUUAUAGCAUAUAAUAUACAGGUAAAAAUACUGUACAAAGCCGGAACACCAGCCUCUGCUGGGUAGUUGAAGUCAAAUAUUUAUCUUUUUAUUUUAAUUUUUUUUUAGUAUCUUGUAAAGAGAUGUAUGGAUUUGGGCAGAGGUGUGUGUGUGUGUGUGUGUGUGUGUGUGUGUGUGUGUGUGUGUGUGUGUGUGUGUGUGUGUGUGUGUGUGUGUGUGUGUGUGUGUGUGUGUGUGUGUGUGUGUGUGUGUGUGUGUGUGUGUGUGUGUGUGUGUGUGUGUGUGUGUGUGUGUGUGUGUGUGUGUGUGUGUGUGUGUGUGUGUGUGUGUGUGUGUGUGUGUGUGUGUGUGUGAAAGCAUGACUGUAUGUGUGAAAGACAAAAACCACUUCAUGUGUUUUGAGUUUGUGCUGCUUUUUUCCCUUUACAAGGGAAAUACCGCCAUCAAAGGGACCAAUCAGCUGGUGCGUAUUCCAGCCAAAGGGGAUCCCAGCUAUGUAAAGAAUGUCGGAUGUGUAUAAAAUCCCUGCAUUCACUGCUUAACAGCCAUACAACAAUUGUAAUUGUACAGUACAGUUCAUAUGUACAGUAUAGUGGACAAAUGCCAUUCUAUUCUUGAAACCUAUUGUUACCCAUCCACUCCCAAACCCAUCCCCACCACCUGUCUCUAAAGUGUUUGCUCAAUAGCAACCAAGAAAAAACAUAAAAUCA
Eleginops maclovinus (Patagonian blennie) is the source of this 9639-nucleotide messenger RNA. RefSeq names its product myosin IXAa (gene myo9aa). Gene Ontology annotation, biological process: intracellular signal transduction; establishment of epithelial cell apical/basal polarity. Gene Ontology annotation, molecular function: ATP binding; actin filament binding; microfilament motor activity. The record is from RefSeq and is a predicted model, not a curated record. Gene Ontology annotation, cellular component: actin filament; axonal growth cone; myosin complex. Lineage: Eukaryota; Metazoa; Chordata; Actinopteri; Perciformes; Eleginopidae.